Molecule: messenger RNA, 1719 nt
Organism: Rotaria sordida
Lineage: Eukaryota; Metazoa; Rotifera; Eurotatoria; Philodinida; Philodinidae
Source: the annotation of a GenBank genome assembly
AUGUUCGUAUUAUUAUUCGUAGUAAUCGUAAGUAUUUCAGCUUAUUCAAAUGAUCAAUUUGUUUGUCCUGGAGGUAAUUCUAGUUACCUUCCAGUAACAUUACCAACAGGUUGGAUAAAUGGAUCAGUGAAUUGUUUUGAUGAAGGCGCACAACAACCUGCUUUAGAUAUAUUUCCUAUUAAUAAUGAUACAUAUAUUCUACGUGAAAAUAAAUGUAUUAAUUAUGAAGCAUCAUUUAUAUAUUUACUUUUUGGUAAUAACAUUGCAUUAUUAAUUGAUAGUGGAGCAACAGUAUCACCUAUUUCUUUACCUAUUCAACAACAUGUUGAAUCAAUCAUACUUAAUUGGUGUAUUAUUAAUAAAAAAGAACGUCAAGAUAUUGAAUUAGUUGUUGCACAUACACAUAAUCAUCAAGAUCAUAUAGCUGGUGAUGCACAAUUUCGCGAUAAACUUUUUACAACAGUUGUUGGUACAACUGUUGAUGAAGUUAAUCAAUUUUUUCAAUUAGAUAAUUGGCCAAAUACAAUUGGUACAUAUGCACUUGAUAAUCAACGUCAUUUAGCUAUUAUACCAAUACCUGGUCAUGCAAAUUCUUCUAUUGCUUUUUAUGAUUGUGCAACAGGUUUAUUAAUAACAGGCGAUUCAUUAUUACCUGGACGUUUAUAUAUAUCAGAUUUUUCUGCUGAUGUUGAAUCAAUAUUACGUUUGAUUAAUUUUAUUGAAUUAAAUCGUCUCAAUAUAACAUCAAUACUUGGUGCACAUAUUGAAAUGACACAAGAGAAUAAAAUUGAUUAUCCAAUAGGUGCAACAUAUCAACCAAAAGAACGUCAAUUAAAUAUGUCAUUAGAGCAAUUACAUCAACUUAAUAAUGAAUUACAACAACAAUGGAAAGAUGGUUUUAAUCGUCGACAUAAAGCUUAUUAUGAUACAUUUAUUUUUGAUCCAAUUCCAUCUCAAUUACCACCAUUACAACCUGAUGGACGUGUUGCAGUUCAUGGUUUUAUAUUAUUACCAUUGGAUAAAUCAAAUUAUGUAUGGAUAUCACAUAAACCAAUGUUUAGUACACCACAUGAUUUUCAACUUGUUUAUCUUGCAACAAUAACAAAUUCAACACUUGAUCCAGUACCAUUACCAACAAAUAUAACUCGAUUAUAUAAUCAAUGGACUAUUCAACCUGAAAAAUGGUCAUUAAAUAAUUUAAUUAAUGGUAAUUUAACAUCUUUUCGAACAAAAUUAUAUAAAGGAAAUUUUGAACAAGGUGGAACAUAUUUAUGUGACAUAACAAUAAAUAUAAUUCAACCAUUAUUAACUGUCGUUCAAUUAAAUAUAUCAGAAGUUGAACCUUAUCAACCAUUACGUUAUACAAGUUAUUUUCUAACGAAUUCAAUUAUAGCAACAAAAACAUAUAUUCAUCUUUAUCUUCUUCAUCAAAUACGUGUGCAACCUGAUUUUGACGCUAUUAUACAUGUUAUUAUUGAUCCAGCUAAUUGUACAACUGAUAUUGAUCCAAGUAAAUUAAAUAAUUUAUUAGGAAAAAAUGGAAAUGAAUGGGCAUUUCCUGGAAUUGAUAAUGAUAUAGGUUAUCGUCUUACGCCAGCAUCGGGAUUAGUACGUGCACAACUUCUUGGUGAUAUUUAUUCAACAACAUGUACAAUGCAAAUUGUUGAAGAAAUUCAAUGUACGAUAGGACCUGAUUUUUAUGAAGACUGUAACGUUUAA